Saccharomyces cerevisiae S288C is the source of this 600-nucleotide messenger RNA. RefSeq names its product Nit1p (gene NIT1). The coding region runs from base 1 to 600 and encodes 199 amino acids. The record is from RefSeq and is marked reviewed. The transcript has a single exon. NCBI's taxonomy places the organism in Eukaryota, Fungi, Ascomycota, Saccharomycetes, Saccharomycetales, Saccharomycetaceae. Gene Ontology annotation, molecular function: catalytic activity; hydrolase activity, acting on carbon-nitrogen (but not peptide) bonds.
AUGGCGAAACACAUUGUUGCUGCCCUUCAAAUCGGCUCUUGUCCGGGCUCUACUAAGGAUACCUUGAAAAAAAUUUUGUCAUAUGAGAAGGAGAUCAAGGAAUCUGGUGCCAAGUUGGUCGUUAUCCCAGAAGCCACUCUUGGUGGUUAUCCAAAGGGAUCGAACUUUGGGGUUUAUCUAGGCUACCGUCUUCAAGAAGGAAGGGAGGAGUAUGCUAAGUAUCUUGCCGAAGCAAUUGAGAUCGGAAACGGAGAGAAAUAUCCAGAAAUUAGUCAGUUGUGCGCACUAUCGAAGGCCACCGACGCAUCCUUAUGUGUGGGGUGUAUAGAGCGCGAUGGGACGACAUUAUAUUGUACCAUGGUUUAUAUAGAUCCUAAAGAUGGCUACGUUGGGAAGCAUCGAAAACUGAUGCCGACAGCUGGCGAAAGACUGAUAUGGGGUCAAGGCGAUGGUUCGACUCUGCCUGUCGUGGAUACCGCUGCUGGGAAGAUUGGCGGUGCUAUCUGCUGGGAGAACAUGAUGCCUCUACUGAGAUACGCCAUGUAUAAAAAAGGGGUUGAGAUCUGGUGUGCCCCAACGGUGGAUGCUAGGCCUAUUUAG